AUGCACUCUGCCGAGAGAGCUGUCGAAAACGAUCGACUGCAAGGUACAGAUUUUGAUCUCACUCAAAUCACUGGAAAUCUGCGAAUACGGUUGGUCGAUAUGCCUUCGAAGAAUGAUUUGGACAGACUUAUUAUCCAAAACCAUGGUAGUCUCUACGAAGGGGACGUUUUCUCCCUCCUUCGGAGCUCUUCGCAUGUUAUUCGCUCCUUUGAAUUUGCUUUGGCUGACGGAGCGCUGAGUUGCGCUGAUACUUUUCACCCAGAUACCAGCUUUGCCGAUAGGUUUUGGCGGACCGAUCAAGCUUGCCUCGCAGGGCAGAAGCUUGUCCUGAUCCUUUUCGACAUCAAGGCCAGGACCUCACAGAUGGCAGGGUUUCAACAGUAUCUCACGAGGUCACGACAACAAAAGUACGUUGCAUUUUACAUUGGCGUGUGUACGGCGGAUACACGUUUUGUCGAACUGGUGCCCAAUCUUCAACAGAGCAGUGAGAUCGCCGAUGACAUCCGUUCUGACCCCAAUCUUUUCGGCAAGGCUACUGGGGAGGAUGACUGGUCCACUGAAGGCGAUUCUGAUGACGCCUCGGACUCUGACAUCGCGCGAUCAGGCCCGCCCCUGUCCGUGAACACGUCGAGGCGCUCAAAGCUGCGUCCUUCAGCUUACUGGCUUGAUCCGAGCAAUUCGCCCUACCGGAUGCCGGUCUCGCUCCUACACGAAGCGGUCAACCGCGUCCUCCACACUUGCCUUACAGGAGAUGAAUAUGUCAAUCCGUGGACAAUGGUCGCUUUCCCUCACUGGAAGCCUGCAACAGUGGACAAAACGGAUAUGUUGAAGCCUAUCGAGUCAAGUGACCACUUCUCGGCAUACGAAGCAGUCAUGGAGAUUUACAGGGCAAUUGAGAGCAGCUCAUCAGAAUUGCCUCUCAAGGUAGACUUCAUGGGGUUACAGCCCCGUGUCGCCGACUUCAAGAUUGUUGUUAAGCAGUCCUCCAAUGCUCCAGCUUCGUCUUCGCCAGAGAUUUACCUCGAUGGAUAUUCACGUCAAUACUUUGUCCAGCACAAGCUUGACGCACGUGAUCGUCCACUCAAUGCGCCAUUGGAGAGGGUCGCAAUCGCACGAGGGAUUGAAGAAGAGUGCCGAUGGUACUUCGCAAAUUUUGACCGCUUCGAUUUUCUCUUCUACCAGUUCAACCUCACGGCACGUCCUGAUCCGCGUCCUCAUCGGGUGUGCUACUUCCUUCCGGAAUGUGUCAUCCCUGAUGACUUCUAUACCACCCUGGAGAAAGAAGUCUCUUUCGACAUACCAAAAUUUCAGGCCUACCGUAUAGUGAUGGAUAACGAAGGGCAUUGGGCGUCUCGAAUUCUGCAAGUGAUCCUGCAAAACCAGGAGCCGCGACAAGUGUCACCUCGGCCGACACGUAUCAUCGAAGCGACAGCGUCCAGUAACCUGGAACAUUGUGAAGAGCUUCAGCCAAUACUGCAAACAAGGAACACAUUAUCCUCCGGACGUGGACGGUAUGCCAGCGUGAUGACACAGCAGCACAAUCAGUUUUUCUGGGAGAUUUUGAUGCAAUGUGCCAUGGAACGGAGAGGCCUUAUAUUUGCUCUCAGUUCCGAUCACCCCAUGGGAGAUUUUGGGUUCUGCGACUACACUUGGACAGAUAUCGAAUGUCUAAAAUUGCGCAAGUCUAGUACGACGCCCCGAACGAUUCAUGAGCUACCAGCCGAGACUUGCACUGUGCCACUCUACUACUUUGUGAACUCCGUCGAAUGCGAUUUCCGGGGCCCAGUUGUUACAGCGCCGCAGUUUCGUCGCCUGAAUUCGUGUGCCAACAGUCGUUUUGUAUUGUGGAACCUUUAUGGUCUGGAUGGCCAGAACCAAUCCAGCCCUUUGAGCAUAAUCCCAUCGGACGAUUUACACCCAACCCUCGAACAGAGGGAUCGCUUCUCAGAGAAUCUAAAGGUGAAGAAGAAGGAGAAGCAUGUGAAGCGAUCCCCACAAGUUUCACACCUCCUAAACAGCGGACUUUUGGCAGCCGAUUACAAUAUCGGGAAGAGGGGGCCUCUAAUCUAUAGUGAGUCUGCUUGGCAUAAACUCUGGCAAUUCUUUAUCGACGCUGCAUCGACGCAGGAAGAAUUCAAGCAUCCUGCGGGGUACAGGAGGGACAUAGGACGCUAUAGAUGUUCGCUUCAAGACAUUCAUACAAGACUAAUUCAAGAGCACAAGUAG
Messenger RNA from Bacidia gigantensis, 2226 nucleotides. RefSeq lists its product as uncharacterized. NCBI's taxonomy places the organism in Eukaryota, Fungi, Ascomycota, Lecanoromycetes, Lecanorales, Ramalinaceae. The record is from RefSeq and is a predicted model, not a curated record. The transcript is spliced from 3 exons. Bases 1 to 2226 code for a protein of 741 amino acids.